UGGUGUUAGAAAGCGAGUCUGGGCUCAGAGUGAGGUAGAUGUAGAGUAGUAGUCAGGCUGGAUGAGUGGUGCGAGGCGGGUGCACAAGGAAGCCACUUCCGAGAUGCUUGACAAGAGGUUCGACCUGAGUCUGAGUUAGUAGGUGUCAUCCUCACCUGGGAGUGAGUGCCUCUGCUGAGUGCCUCUCUAACACACUCGCCACUCACACACUCAACCCACCUCUAUAUCUGCCCCGACAUUCACUACCGUAAAUCCUCACUACUCGUGAACUGUGUUAUUAAAAGCAGAAGAAGGUGGUGAGAGCCGCCAGGCGUGAAGAAAGCCACGACUGGAGGCCACUAUCCUCCACACAUGUGAGAAGCAGCUGCAGCAGUAAGGCAGUGUAGGAGAAGUAACAUUGGCACAGGGUGGCACCACCUUGACGAGUAGCACUUUAGUCUUACAACACAUGGAGAAGUGGCACUUUCAGUGUCCUACACAACCUUGAUAUAUAUAAUACUUCGUAAGCCCUGAUCUACUUCAAAGAUGCCUUUUCAAAGCUCUACACUUCCCCGAUGAGUGGCACUCUCUGAGUCCUGCUGUACCUUGAUGAGUGGCACUUUCCGAGUCCUGCCGCACCUUGAUAAGUGGCACUUUGAAAGACCUGCACUACCUUGUUAAGUGGCAUAUUUUUUAAGUGCUUCACGACAUUAAUAAGCCGCCUAUUGCAAUAUCCAGCAUUACUGAAACUCACCACUUACGUGAUUCUCUGACGGAAUCUAUAUUAAAUAUUCUCUGGCUACCAAAAAAAAAAAAUCUUCGUUUCGAGUUUUUACUGAAGGACUGUAUACGAACAAUUUUUAAUAAUACCACCUGAAAUUUAUUUAUAAAAUGAUUCACUUUUGGCUACAAAGAUGAUAAUUAAUGGUAUAAGUCAGUAUCUUAUAUUCUGGUAGUUGUUAAGUAGAUCUGUUUGAAAAUGUGGAUUUUAAAGAUAAAUGUGUGUUGUCAAAUAGAUAUUAAAAAAAUAGUCUGUGGGGAGAAAGUGAAAGAAAGUGAAUGCUGAAAGUGAAGAACUAACCACUAGAGUCAUGGAGAACACUGAAGCUUGUCUCAUCUGUAGUCACCUUUCCCGCGCAUAAUGUCGGGCAGCCGGUGGUGGUGGAGCUGCCUGUUACAUAGCGCCGGGGCCUGCAAGGUACCCAGGAAGCAAGAGGAACCCUCCUCUCUCCCCCUCUCCCUGCCUCCACCCCUCACAACUACCAUGACCGAGAAAGAGAGCUAUGAACCUUCCAAAAGACAGUUCGAACCUCCUAUUCUAAUCCAGUGAAGACGACAUGCCGCUGAAAUCUGCAGUCGAGCAAUCGGCGGGACACUACCUGAGACGGUCGAGCCUUCCACUCUUGGGGAGGUGGACGAGGGCGUGGCUGUGGGCGUGUAUGAUAGCGUGGGCUUGCCUGGGAGUGAGUGCGGAGCUGCGGAACUACCCGGAAGCAGAGGAGGACAACCACUUCAUCUUCCGAACUGACGGAACCUACUCUUUCUCCUAUGAUACUGGUUCGGGAAAACACCAGAGCUUCAGGAUCGAGGAGAGGGACUCUCAAGGCCACGUCUCUGGUCGCUUUGGGUAUGUGGACCCCGACGGUGUGCUGAGGAUAACGCAGUAUCGGGCAGACAGUAAAGGUUACAGGGCCAAUAUGGAAGUCUUCCAUCUUGUAAGUGUCUCCCCUAGCUCUCCGCUGAUAGUAGGACCUCUUCCGCAGCGUAUCUCACAACCUGAAACUUUACCUGACUUAGGAGCUCCACCUCGGCACACCACCAGUGGACCUAUAGAACCUUCUCCCUUCAUCCCACCUCAGAGGCCAGUCCUAAUCAUUGGUCCAUUACCGAAACCUCUCCAGCCUCCGAGGAGCCAGCUGGACCAGACACCACCGGACCUAAACGAAGACUCAUUACUAGGAACGACUCCGGAAAAUCUCGUGUUUCUUCCUCCACCAGAACUUUCACGAGAUCCAAGACUACAUGACUCCUCACAAAUUCCAUCGCCAGAAAUCUUGGAUGAGAAACUCUUAAAUGCUGUUCUACAAAGCACAUUUGAAGAGUUAGAGGCGGAAGUGCAGAAUACUUCAAUUAUAAAUACUACUUUUGAAAACAAUCAUGAUACUUUUCAAGAAACAGAUUUGCAAGUUGAGUCAGACGCAGAUCAGCGGAACAUUGCUAAUUUGAAUACUACUUUCAAAAGCACUAAUAAAACUUUGCAGGAUUCAUAUUCAAAAACGGAGUAUGAGGAAGAUGAACGCAAUAAUUUUCUCCUUAAUACUACCUUCGAACAUUCUAACAUCAAUUUCUCUGACACAACGUCCCAAACACACACACUGCAGUCUACAUUAGAAAAUGGCUUUCGUGAUUUACUUCAAGAUUCGCUUCAAAAUUCAGAACAAACUACUAUACAAACGACCAUGCCAAAUAAAGUUGAGGAAGCCGAAGACUCUACCUUAACAGGUCUUGCUGUUCCUUUUAUCUCGGACGGAGACAUGACAAUAAACGUAGCAAAUCAUAAUGAAAAUAAUUCAACUUUUAGCACUUCCUUGCAGUCUGUUUCUGAUAUGUCGGACAUGUUUGUACAAGUGGUUCCCGAACAGUUCAUUAAAAACUUUACUGAAAAAAGACAAAAUGACUUUCAUACUGAAUUUUCUAAUGUUACUAGUGAAAGCACAACACAAAUCCCACUAGUUAUGAGGACAAUAACAAGUGAGACCACAACACAAAUCCCACUAAUUACUAUGAUAAUUAAUACAUCAACUAUUUCUCAGAGCACAACUUCAACAACUGGUGCGUCUUCACCAGGUCUGGGUACCUCCUUGGCUGAUGACGGGAGCACAACAACUCAGUUCACUACUGUAGUUGACAACUUUCCUCCUGCACCCUCGCUCACUUAUCUUCCUGUGAGUGACAGUAGUCACGACAUUCCCGUUGAUGUUUUCUCUCAGCUACCAUCAACAUUUACCCCAUUUGCUUAAGAUCUAACAUUUAUCUAUGCAUCUGAAAUCCACGUUUUUCUCAGCAUGAUGACAAGCAUCAAAAUACAGAAUCGUUUUGUUUAUAAUUUGUAUAAAAACUAAAUAUGUAUAGAAACAUGUAUUUUUUAACUGUGUAUCAUAUUAUGCCUUAAAUGGGGAAGAACUAAGGGGCUAUAAACAAAGUUUAGCUUGAAUAAUGCUAAGAAAUUUAGAGUGUCCUGUGAAAAAUCAGGAUUCAGAUUGACUUUAAAAAGAAAAUUCAGUGAUAGAACAAUUAAGCUCCUCUGGAAAUUUGAGUUAUGAACAGCAGCAGUACAAAUUGUGCAAGACAUCCUCAUACAGAAGAUAAUAAGUUCCUUGGUUCUACUCCCACACGUGUAUAGAAGGACUAAUAGUGUCCUUAUCCUAGCUAGUCAGUCCCCAGAGAUAGUGAAAAUACUGUCCUUAAAUUAUAGUUAAACUAACUGAUGAAGCCUUUGAUUAUAAGGCCAUUUACAUUGGGGAUAGAAGCAUACAAAGUUAGGGCUACAGUAGUAAUCUGACUAUAGCUAUUCAAAUUAACUUAUAUAAUUGUAUGUGCUGAAUGCAGUAAUCAUAUAUUUUAGUUAAAAUCACAAAAAAAGAACUUGCUAAUCCUUUUGCUGUUUAAAAGGCAUUAGAAGAAUUAAGAAUCAUUAAAAAUGAACCUGGUUAUAAAUACUCUUCCCUUAAGGACUGAGGGCAUCUGAAUUCAUCUUUACACGAGACAUGUUAAGCAUUGUUUUGUUAGUUUUCACUUUCUCUCUAUACAGUUCCUAAAGGGGCAUCGAUUUCUUAAUUCAAUGAUCGAUCCAUGCAACUUUUAAGACAGUGUCAAAGCAUAGAUCACAGUGCAUAGAUCUGUAUUGUAACAAUGUUCUUGUCAACUGUAAACAGUGUAUUGUCUUAGAAUACAAUCAAGAAAAUGUAAACCAUGUCAUAUAUUCUUAUGGACUAGUCAUGCAAAGGUUUGAAUUCUAAUAUAAUUUGUGAUACCACUGGUAGGAUCAGGCUACUGGUUAAUCCACUCUUUAUUAUGGUUUGUUAUUAUACGAUCUAUGAUGCUAUUUUUUUUUACUGCUUUCAAUUUUAUAUUAUAAAAUUAAGUAUAUAUAUUGACCAUAUCUAUUUCCUCCGAGUUUUUUUUUUUUUUUUUUUUUUUUUUUUUUUACAAAUACGUAUGGGUGUUGUAAGAAGCAUACUGCAUUUGAAAUACAAAAGACAGUAAAUGGUAUCUGAAUAAAUGGGAAUUAUGAGAACGGAAGGGAACUUCUUCCUCCAGCGGCUGAAACACUUUACUCAGGCUACUAAUGUUUCUGAAAUACAUAAAGUUACUUUGUCAUGUUGCAACAUGUUACCAUAACUCCAGUUUGAGUUGCAAUUAGGGAACCAAUGUGCACUAGUGAAAAUAUGGAUCAGUGUCUUCCAAUAACAUUUAAGCUUCUGUAAACAAUAAUAAUAAUAAUAGUAAUAAUAAUAAUAAUAAUAGCAACAAUAAUUAAGUUAAAAAUUUAUAUCUUUUCACAUUGUGUAGUUAUUUGGUAUAUUAAAGUAAAAUAAUUAAGAGAA
Messenger RNA from Cherax quadricarinatus, 4586 nucleotides. Its product is annotated as serine-rich adhesin for platelets. Gene Ontology annotation, molecular function: structural constituent of chitin-based larval cuticle. Gene Ontology annotation, cellular component: chitin-based extracellular matrix. The record is from RefSeq and is a predicted model, not a curated record. Lineage: Eukaryota; Metazoa; Arthropoda; Malacostraca; Decapoda; Parastacidae.